AUGAGUGAUACCAUUCAACCACAGAUGCAACCACAACAGCAGCAGAAAAAGAAGUUUGAGGGUCCCAAAAGAGAAGCUAUUCUGAACUUAGCCAAGUACAAAGAUAGCAAAGUGUGUGUGAAACUCAUGGGCGGUAGAAUGGUAACUGGCGUGUUGAAGGGCUACGACCAAAUUAUGAAUCUGGUGCUUGAUGAGACCAUGGAAAACCUGAGAGAUCCAGAGGACCCUUCAGUUAUACUGAAAGACAAGACGAGGAACCUGGGUCUGAUCGUCAUCAGAGGUACCGUACUUCUCUCCUUGAGACCGUGCGAAGGUUCGGAAAUGAUAUAUAUUCAGGAAUCAGAAUGA
Messenger RNA from Zygotorulaspora mrakii, 348 nucleotides. It is a transcript of the gene LSM7, whose product is annotated as Sm-like protein LSM7. Gene Ontology annotation, cellular component: spliceosomal tri-snRNP complex; U2-type prespliceosome; catalytic step 2 spliceosome. NCBI's taxonomy places the organism in Eukaryota, Fungi, Ascomycota, Saccharomycetes, Saccharomycetales, Saccharomycetaceae. Gene Ontology annotation, biological process: mRNA splicing, via spliceosome; nuclear-transcribed mRNA catabolic process. The transcript has 2 exons. The record is from RefSeq and is a predicted model, not a curated record. Gene Ontology annotation, molecular function: RNA binding. Bases 1 to 348 code for a protein of 115 amino acids.